AGUGUCGGUCCAGGUCACAGAAACACAACUAGGUUCACAUGGGAUCUCACUGACACACGAGAGCCUGUUUUUUAAAAGUCACUCCAAGUCGACAUGUCUCAUCGAGGGCCGUUAGCUGCCGUCGUCACCACGGUGCUGGGGGCGGCGCUGGGGGGGCUGCUCAUAUGGCGAGUCUACCGAACCAAGAGGAAGAGGCUGCCUUCCGUCCAGAAGGCGGCUGAUCCCGUGGAGGCUCCUCCCCCGGUGGAAACCGAGGUCGUGGUCGUCCCCGCCGCAGAGUGUCGCUGCAUCCAACCGCAGAACAUGGAGGAGAAGGAGUUCAAGGCCGUGGAGUGUCAGACCACCCACCCGCCGCCCGGGCCGGUCCCGCCAGACGACCUGCUGGGGGUGAAACCAGUGAUGGUGAGCUCUGAAGAGGAAUGGCAGCAGCUGUGGCCGCUGAUGCAGAAGGAGCUGUCGGUGUUUCCUGUUCUCGGGCUCGACUGUGAAUGGGUCUCGGUGAAGGGCCAGACCUCGGCGGUCUCCCUGCUGCAGAUGGCCUCGUACUCAGGUCUGUGCAUCCUGGUGAGGCUGCUGCCGUUCCGCAGCGGGAAGCAGAGCUUCCCUCUCAGCUUCAUGGACGUCCUCCGAGACCCCCACAUCCUGAAAGUGGGCGUCGGCUGCUACGAAGACGGCAAGCGUCUGACGCGUGACUACGGCCUCUCGGUGACGUGCACCGUGGACCUGCGCUACCUGGCCCUGAGACAGAGACAAGCGGUGACGAAUGGACUGAGUCUGAAGUCGCUGGCUGCAGAUCUGCUGAACGUGUCUCUGGAUAAAUCUCUGGCGCUGCGCUGCAGUGACUGGGAGGCGGAGCAACUGACGCUGGAGCAGAUGACUUAUGCUGCCAGAGAUGCUCAAGUCUCCAUCGCCCUCUUCCUCCAUCUCCUCGGCCUGGACUCUGAAGCCGGACCCGCCUCUUCCAGCGGGAGCUCCUACUCCGAGCUGGCGUCCCGCUGCCAGGGUCUGGUGGACGUGGCCUUCAGGGGCCGAGGAGACGGAGAAGACAAGGCUGCAGAUGGAGAGAAGAGGCGGAGGACGCGGAAACCCCCCACUUAUGAAAGCCCAGAGCCUGGAGAUCAGCAAGUCCCAGACCCUCGAAGGAACAAGAGGAAACCGCUGGGUGUGGGCUAUUCUGCCAGGAAGUCUCCUCUCUAUGAUAACUGCUUCCUCUACGCUCCCGACGGCCAGCCGCUGUGCACCUGCGACAAGAAGAAAGCCAAGUGGUACCUGGAUAAAGGAAUAGGAGUGCUUCAGAGCGAGGAUCCCUUCGUGGUGAAGCUGCUGUUUGAGCCGUCGGGACGUCCGGACUCCCAGCAGGACUACUACCUGACCGCCAAGGAGAACCUGUGCGUCGUCUGUGGGAAAGCUGAUUCCUACAUCAGAAAAAACAUCGUGCCACACGAGUACCGGCGACACUUCCCCACGGAGAUGAAGGACCACAACUCCCACGACAUCCUGCUGCUCUGCACCAGCUGCCACGCCGCCUCCAACGUGCACGACGGCUUCCUGAAGCAGCAGCUGGCCGAAGACUUCGCCGCCCCUCAGGGCUGCGAGGAGGGCGUGCGCCUGCUGGAGGACUCGGACCGCCGGCGGGUGCGGUCGGCCGCUCGGGCUCUGCUCACCGCCGGCGACGGGCUGCCGGAGCAGCGGCGAGACGAGCUGCAGCUUCUGAUCCGAGGCUUCCUCAACAUGAACGAGAGGCAGGAGCUGAGCGAGGAGGCGCUGCAGCACGCCGCCGGGCUGGAGACCAGGAUCUUCAACGAGGCGUACGUGCCUCACGGCCUGAAGCUGGUGCAGGCGCACGCCGGCCUCGGCCUCCAGGGCCUGAUGGACCUGGAGCGCCGCUGGAGGCAGCACUUCCUCACCAGCAUGCAGCCACGCCACCUCCCCCCCCUCUGGUCCGUGGACCACAACCACAGCAAGUUCCUCCGCAAGUACGGAGAGGACCUGCCAGUCAAACUCAACUGAGGGUCGGACGCUGCUCGGCGGCCGCGGCCCGGGGACGGGAGACUCCUCCUCCUCCUUCUUCUUCUUCUUCUCUUCUGCUGGUCAAAGUGGUCGGAUGGUUUUGAAGCCUCCGAGCCACUUUGUGAAUCUGACAAGCCAAAGAGCUUCUUGAGAGAGCGGAGGGAAGUCGUGGAGAAGCCAAACCGCUGCCGGCACACGUGGCGUCUGUCCACCUGCUCCGAGUGUGUGAGAGAAUACACUCGACCUGUAGGGGGCGCUGGAGUUCACCUGAGAACCCGAGGUGGAGCCUGAAUGAACUCGAGCAGAGGAUCCAGCUCCGACCCUGACGAACACUAACGUGGAACUGCAUACGGACACUUUUUUUUUAUCAUAAAAGAUGUAUAAUGAUUAUUUAUGAACAGAUUAAGAUAUUUAAAUUUCUGAAGAGAUUUUUAGAAGAAGCUGCUUCCUGCUCUUUACUUUCCCCAUGAAUGUAACUUCUGCCCCCCCCCCCUUGCAGGUUAGCAGCUUAUAGCCUCAAUCAGUCUGUGAUUCUUUGCUUCGUAGAGAGAGGGUCAGUUUAAAUACUCAACCACGUGCUGCACCCGGCUGCUGCUGCUGCUUCACUCUAUUGUCUGUUUUAAGUCGAUGGAUGAAGGAUGAAGUUGAAAUCAAAUGUAAUCCCUUCUUUCUCUCUGCGGGGGGGAAAUGAAUCCCAGCAGAGUAACCGUGGAUCAUUUAAAACUUGUGGAUGUUUCGUGCUCCUGCUGCUGAUUCCCCUGAAGGUCGAAGGUCGGGGGCGACUCCAUGGCUCGUGUUUUAAUGAGCCUCUUAAUCCCCGAACCCGAACCCUGAAUCCACAGCAGUUUCACCCCCCCCACCCGCCACCCCGACAUCAUUUUUCCAGAAUCCAAAACUUUACCAUGAAGAAAAAGUGAAAACUCUAAUGUUCUUAAAAUGACCCUAAACCCGAGUUUGAGUCUAAUGCAUUAAAAUGUCCGUGUGAUUCAUGAAAACAGCUGCUUGGUCUUAACCUCGAGCCCGAGGCUGUUUCUGCUUUUGUCUAAAAUUCUGAAUGUGAGAGAAUAAAUUAAAGUCUUGUUUGUAUAAA
Molecule: messenger RNA, 3100 nt
Organism: Limanda limanda (common dab)
Lineage: Eukaryota; Metazoa; Chordata; Actinopteri; Pleuronectiformes; Pleuronectidae
Gene: exd2
Product: exonuclease 3'-5' domain containing 2
Exons: 9
Coding region: 94-2010 (638 amino acids)
Biological process (GO): nucleobase-containing compound metabolic process
Cellular component (GO): nucleus; cytoplasm
Molecular function (GO): nucleic acid binding; 3'-5' exonuclease activity
Source: RefSeq, a predicted model, not a curated record